Micropterus salmoides (largemouth bass) is the source of this 5919-nucleotide messenger RNA. RefSeq names its product ubiquitin specific peptidase 43a (gene usp43a). Lineage: Eukaryota; Metazoa; Chordata; Actinopteri; Centrarchiformes; Centrarchidae. The record is from RefSeq and is a predicted model, not a curated record. Gene Ontology annotation, molecular function: cysteine-type deubiquitinase activity. The coding region runs from base 432 to 4127 and encodes 1231 amino acids. Gene Ontology annotation, biological process: protein deubiquitination. The transcript has 16 exons.
AAAUAGAAAAGUUGUUCAUUAUAAUGUGGCCCCAUAGACAGGAGAGGAGAUGAGAGGAGAGGGAGGGUGGAAUAGCGGUGAGAGAGUGAAAGACCGCCAGCGCAAGAUCCAGCGCCGUCCAGAGCCGUCGACGAGGAAGUGUAAUUGACCUGCGAUGUGGAGGAAGGAAAGCAGCUCAUCUCUGUAGGUCCAGGAGACAGCGUUACCCAUCAGAGUGCGCGGACUGGUGACCACAGCGUACUGGGAACUGUCGGGAUGUCAAGGGAAUAAUAUAAGUAAUCAUGUGCCUUAUUGGUACCAAGUCGGUGCCACCUCAGUGGUAAGGUUUGUAGAGAAAAGGGAAGCGAAGGAGGAGGGGUAUACAGCCUGGCAGACAGGUGCGAUUCUGCAGCCUGUUUCAUUUUCUCUCCGUCCUAUUAAGUAAUAGAGCCAUGGAUACCCGCAAGGAAAACAAGGUAAGGAAACCCAUGAAACCGAAAACGACGAAGCGAAAAGAGAAUAAAUACAAAACCGGGAGGUUUGCCAGGAGGAAGUCGGUGCGAUCUUUUGGGAAUUUCAUGGGAAGGAUCCUUAAAACUUUGGGCACUUUGGCGCACUUUGGCGACGUUGAACCGCCGGACGCUGAGGACGACGACGGCGGCUUCGGGCGAAGCGCUUCUGGGGGUUUCAAAGACGACUCGUCGCAGAUCUCCAGGGAGGGCACCGUGAAGAAGAGCAACACGGUUUCCUCCACUCACGGCUCGGUGAAAGACAGGCUGUCGUGGUGCUACGGCGACAAAACCCCCGGGGUGCUGGGACUGAAGAACCACGGCAACACCUGUUUCAUGAACGCCGUGGUUCAGUGCCUCAGCAACACGGACCUGCUGGCCGAAUACCUCGGGCUGGAGCAGUACAAGUCGGAUAUAAGCCACCGGAGGGUGAACGGGGAGGUGAGAGGCGAAGAGAGGCAGACCGCCAGGGGAGAAGUGACCGAGCAACUGGCGUCGCUGGUUAGAGCGCUGUGGACGCUGGAAUACACGCCGCAGCUGUCUGUGGACUUCAAGAGCACUGUGGCCAAGUACAGCUCUCAGUUUCGGGGAAACUCUCAGCAUGAUGCCCUCGAAUUCCUCCUCUGGCUUUUGGACAGAGUUCAUGAAGAUGCUAAUUCCAGCCCCAACAACAACAGUAGCAGCAGCAGCAGCAAGACCAAAGCCAACGCAAAGGGACCCAGUUCAUUGGAGGAUCCUUCAAGUCCCAGUUCAGCCAGCACACAGCAGCCUCAAAACAGACACAGUUUUGUCCAGGAACACUUCCAGGCUCAGUACAGGUCCUCUCUUACGUGCCCUCAUUGCCUUAAGCAGAGCAACACCUUUGACCCAUUUUCAUGUAUCUCCCUGCCUAUUCCCCUACGACAAACCAGGCCGAUAUGUGUGACGCUGGUGUUCAGUUCAAAGGGUCAAAGGUACCUGCGGGUAGGGUUGGCUGUACCUCUCUUUGGUCCCCUGUCCUGCCUGCGAACCAUGGUGGCAGAGGAGGGCAACAUCUCCCCAGACCAGGUCAUCCUAUCAGAGUUGUACUCCACGGGUUUCCAGCGUUCAUUUUCCGAUGAUGAUGACCUGACAGCAGUUGCUGAUAGCGACGUCGUUUACGCUUUUCAGGCUCCUCCCCUCUAUAGUCGUGGAGGCUCUGCACCGCACUCAGGGUAUCACCACAGCCUCCCCUCCUCCCCUUACACCUCUACGGCCGGGCCUGAUGGUCAGAGGUUACCUCCAUCUGGCACCCUCUCCUCUGAAUACCUGAACCAGGGAGGCUCCAGAAAAGUCCUCCUCCUAAUCUGCAACACAGCAGGAUCUGGCCAGCAGGCUGUCAGGUUUGGACCUCCAUUUCUCAUGCAUGAGGACAGGAGCAUCUCCUGGGACCAGCUGCAGCAGAGCAUCCUCAGCAAGCUCUAUUAUUUGAUGCUGAAUGGAUCUCAGGCUCAGAAUGCUGGGGUGUUCUUUAAGAUCAGAGUUGUGGGAGGCUCUGCAUCCUACAGCUACCUGUCCCCACAGGACAGCAGGCCACUGUACCACCCUGCCGUUGACAGAGCUCUGAAGUUCUGUGGCCCCGGGGGUCCUGCCCAUGUGAAGAUUGUCCUUGAGUGGGAGCACAAGACUAAAGAAUGUCUGUUUGGCAGCAUCCAGGAGGAGGUGGUGAAGGAUGCAGAGAGUGUGAGGAACCAGCAGCAGCAGCACCUGCAGCAGCAUAGCUGUACCUUAGAUGAGUGCUUCCAGCUGUAUACCAAAGAAGAACAGCUUGCCCCAGACGAUGCCUGGAAGUGUCCCCACUGUAAGCAGCUUCAGCAGGGAAUGGUGAAGAUGAGCCUCUGGACUCUUCCUGACAUACUGAUCCUCCAUCUCAAGCGCUUCCGACAGGUAGGUGAGCGGAGGAACAAGCUGUCAACCCUGGUGCGCUUCCCCCUGACUGGUUUGGACAUGGCCCCUCAUGUAGUAAAGAGGAGUCAGAGUAUGAAGAACCUGAACUCUGGGGCCUGGCCACCUACCUUGAAGCAGCCUUCAGGCCAACACCUCCAACCUGCCGACAUGAUCCUCCCCCACGAAUAUCUGUACGACCUCUACGCUGUGUGUAACCAUCAUGGAGGAAUGCAUGGAGGACAUUAUACUGCUUACUGUAGGAACUCAGUGGAUGGACAGUGGUAUAGCUACGAUGACAGCAGCGUAGACCUGGUGCCAGAGGAAGAAGUAUGUACCAGAGGAGCCUACAUCCUCUUCUACCAGAGACGCAACACCAUUCCUCCAUGGUCGGCCAGUUCCUCCGUCAGAGGAUCUACAAGUUCAUCAAUGUCAGAUCAUUGGCUAAUCCGCUUGACAGGGGACAGUAAGAGAGGCAGCCUGGUGUCUCGAUCCUCUACUGCCUGCCCAUCUUCCAUACCUGACUCACCCGAGUCUCCAGUCUUCCUUGAGAAUGGUUCUAAAGAGGAAAGAGGGGGUUUUGAGAACAGGCCAUUUAUCAGGGGUCUUCAGGGACGCAGUGUGAGCAUGAGAGCCCCCAGCAAGACCAAGGACACCCUGAGCAAAGUGCUUCCUAUGCGCUGGUCCUUGGGUUCAAAGGACAGACGGAAACCUGAUCCAGUGCCUCAGUCUGCCCAAGAUCCUGCCCCUGUGGAGCUCGUACAGUACUUGGAAUCUGGCAGACGGCCCCGUUGCACAAAGGAUCCUAUAGUAACAUUGAUGAGCGAACCACGCAGUACAAAGGAAGCUGCUGGGGGCCGGGCUGCAGCCAAUGUCCGAUCUUCCAGCGUUGGGAGCAUCAGUUGUGUGGGUAAGACAGGAAAUGAGCUGCCAUACGAGGCUGCACAGGUCCCGGAGGGCCAGAGGAGGCUGUCAGAUAAGACAGGCAGUUUGAGACGCAGCAAGGGGAGCCAGACAAGAGAUGACAGGACCAUGAAUAUCAGCAGUAGCUCUAACAGUAACACCCUCACCAGGAGGAAGGAUGCCAGGAAGCAGAGCUCCUCCAAAAUCUCCCUGGAUACUGAGACAAAAAGGAGUUCCAGUGCUGGAGUUCAGCCCAGCUUCAGCACUCCCAGCCUUCAAGACGGGACUUUGAGAAGACAAAAAGGGGACAGGGUGGAUACGGAACACCAUGGUACAUUUGAAGGAAACUCUAAGACCAAAAAAGGAGAAAUUCCCAAGAGCCAUGAUGGACUACUCUCCUUCUUCAAAGGUAAUUUCCUGAAGAAAGAUAAGGACUCAAGGAAGUCCAAGGAGUGUGAGUCAGGGAAAGGAGUAGGUGAGGAAGGAGGCAGAAGGACCCUCUCUAGGCUGUCACUGUCCAAUGGAGCAGCAGUAGGAGGAACUGGGGUGGAAGGACGCAAGUCUAAUGGCCAUCUGAGUGAUGCACUGGCAAACGGUAAGGUUGGACGAACCACAUCUGACAUCAAACGCUCCCAGAGUUCAUCCAACAUCCCCACCAAAGCGGAGCAGAGCGUGCGUAGGACAGCAUCUUUGCAUCGUACCGGGAUGCCUACAGCCCCAGCACUGUCCCGCAGCCUGACAACAGACAAACCGUCUUAUGGCACCCUGCAGAGGACUCGUUACAGCACAACCUCGCUGGGACGCAAAAGGACAGUCCCGGAGUCCAGCUUCUGACACAGAGAUAUUUAACACAUCCACACACUCGCAAAGCCUUUUAUCUGUUAUAAAGUGAAUGACAAGAGAUCAAAGCAAUAGCGCUCAAUUAACAGUGAUAUACCUUUUUGUUGCCAGAAAAUAAAAUGAUUUGCAACAUGGAACUGAGAGACACUCAGCAAAUGAAGGGUCCUUUAAUACUGGGAUAUAAAGAGCAGAAUGAAAUGAUGUGACCUGUCCAUCAAACGUCAGAGGGAAUCCAUUUUUAUUCUGUUUUUUAAGACUUAAAACAAGUGCCUGAGCAACGAAUAUGCAGUUUAGACCAGUGAGUUUGUCUGUUUAGCACUGGAAGCAUGAAAUCUUACACACACACACACACACACACACAUACACACAUAACAUCCACAUUUGUGUCUUAUUUUUGUAGUGUAUGUUGGAAUUCAUCACUCUAUUUUAAAAUGUUAUGUUUUUUUGCUUACAGUCAAGACAUACUGAUUGUGUUCAUUUUUAAGAAUGUAAUGUGUCCAGUUUAUUAACUUUGAUGCUUUGAGGUUGCAGGUUCUGAUUAACAUCAAUUAUUCAUAUUUAAUUAUGGCUUUGAACACAAGGCACUGUUUUUAUAAAGCACUGAUGUCUGGGUCCUCAUCGCAGUUGAUGUAAAGUUAAACCGACAUUGGAAAUACCAUGACCUCUAACUGUAAAAACUUGCUGGGUAUGAAUGGUUUUCUGUAGAAUUACUUAUGUGGGUCCUAAUUCUUUCUUGGCUAAAACAAUGAAUCCCUACUAGGACCAGCAGCACUUUAUAGCUGAGCCUGACUGACCUCCCUGUAGCGGAAGGGAAUUUACAAAAUACAUUUGUCUGCUGUGAAAUUUAAUGUUAAUGCCCACCCUUAGAGAAUGUUUUACACCUUUUUUAUAACAUCAAUUAACCCUGCUGAAUGCAUUCCAAUGUUGUGUUUUUUUCUACUGCUUUGGUAUAAUUACCAUAUUUGUCUUAGUUUAUAUUUUCCUGUGUUUUCCAGAACUUUAUCAACUGUCAAAUGUGCAUUUAGCUGUGGGUAAUAUGAAGGUGGUGUUCUAGUGAAGUUCUUGUUGAAAAUCUCUCUCUCAAAAAUAACUCCUUGCUCUUUGAUUGUGAGGAAUAUUCACCAGAACCUGACAUUCACUGAUGCAGAUUUUUGUAAUCAGUUAUCAGAAGGAGAAAUACUACACAAAACACCAAUAUUAGGGCUGCACGAUAUGGCAAAAAAAAAACCUCACUGAUAUUACAAGUUGCAAUAUUAUUCAUAAUUGGUGGGAAUGAUCAUUUUUCCAUCACAGUUUUCAUUUAACUAAAACAACUAUUAAAAUCAUGAUGUGACUUUUGUUGUUUGUGUGUUGUUUGUAGGCUGGGGCAUAUCAGCAGCACUACAGUAUUUAAUUAUAAUUUUCAUUUAAUCACAUUUUACCUUCAUCAAAAAAUUUUAGUUUCUGAUUGGCUCGGCCAUAUUGCGAUUUCGAAAAUAAUUCCAUAAAUUGUGCAGCCCUAACCAAAAUGGAUGCAAAAAUGCAAGUUGCACACUUUGUCCGUGUUUUAGGGCAGGGUUUAACAGAAUAGCAGUAAUCUGAAUAAUUUAAUCUUUGGAAGAUUCUUUUAAAAAUGAAGUGAAAUACAAUUCACAUUGUUAUUCUCUGUUUAUGUAUACAUUUACUGUAUGUUUACUGUCAGUUAAGCUGCUCUUCACCUCCCCAUGAAAACUGAUUUGCUUUUAAUAUUUGCUGGUAUAUGCUGACUUCUGCUAGAAAGUAAUACAGUAUACAAUGCACCUCUUCA